Dromaius novaehollandiae (emu) is the source of this 5849-nucleotide messenger RNA. RefSeq names its product shugoshin 2 (gene SGO2). Gene Ontology annotation, cellular component: chromosome, centromeric region; kinetochore; nucleus. Gene Ontology annotation, biological process: meiotic sister chromatid cohesion; meiotic chromosome segregation. The coding region runs from base 401 to 3007 and encodes 868 amino acids. The transcript is spliced from 10 exons. NCBI's taxonomy places the organism in Eukaryota, Metazoa, Chordata, Aves, Casuariiformes, Dromaiidae. The record is from RefSeq and is a predicted model, not a curated record.
GGUAGUGUUUGAAGCAGUCACAUCACUAAUGUCACAUUUCUGAUAAAUACUCUUGCGUCUGUGCUGAGCUCCGUGCUGGAUGGGUGCAGGACUAUAGUGUCACACCUGAAAGCCCCAGGAUCAAGUGAGCUGAUAUUCUUUGAGAAUGGGGAGAGGAGAGGGAAAAAAAAGAGGAACUGGACCACUCUAAAACUGGAGAAAAUGAAAGCUAUUGGCCGGAUCUAGAGGAAAGCAUACUACCUUUUGGAAAGAUUAAGGAGCUAAAGAUCAGCCAAAAAGAACUUCAGCUUUCCACCGCGAAGGAGUUACAUGGAUUUCUCCUUUUAAUCUGAAAGGAACUCCUUAAAUAGAAAGCCAAAUAACCCAAAACCUCUCCCGUUGCAGGAAACACUAGUAUGGAAUGUCAAAAAUGGAUACAGCAAUAGAUGUUGGUUGCAAUAUAAAUCCAGCUGUAGAUACAGGACAGAAUAAAACUCUUACAGAAAUAGAAGCUUUUUUGAAUAAUAACCUCUUAACUGCAAUAGAAAUAAGCAGUCUUUCUGAGCAUCUCCAGAGUUCUCUUCCCCUGUCAGAUGGUCCAAGCAGCUGUACUGACGACCAGUUCAGGAGUACAUGUCAGUCAGCUAGAUCUCUGGAACUGCCAGUGAAGCUUCCUUUAAUUGCAACAUCUAAUGCAAAACAGCAGGAUAGCCCUUCUGUAUGUGAAGUACUAAAUUCUUGUAAAAGUACUACUGUUUUGUCAAAGGAAAUACACUCAGAUCAACUCAGGUGUGCAUUAUCAUUGCCUUCUGAUAAAAAUAAUCAAAAGUCAAAUGAAAUAGACCAGGUGGAAGCAACUGUUGACACAAAAACAUUUUUAAAAGAAAAUCAGUUAAGUACAGAACUAAACUGCAACAAUGUCUUCCUGACUCAUGUCAAUGAUGCACAAUAUCCAAGACAGUCUGAAGAGCUUACAAAACAAUAUACUGAUAGUUCAUUGCCGUUCUGUGGAAAUGUGACUGAAAGAAAGAAAUAUGCAGUACAUUAUAGGUCAAAAACUCAAUCUGUUAUAAAGGAUUUUGAUAAAAAAUGUAGUUCAAAUAAUCUGCUUCAUUGUGGUAUUAAUAGUAGCAGCAACACCAAUGAUAUGAACUUGCAGGCAAGAUCCAGUGGCUUGUCUCGCAGUAUUCCUUCACCUCUUCAGCUUAGCAGUGAAUGUAACAUAGAUUUUAAGAUUCCUGUGGACAAGAUUAAACCUGAAGAAACCAUUUAUGAUGCUGAUAUGGAGUUGACGGCCAGUGAUGUAGGUGAACUACUCACAGUUACAGCAAAAGAUAAAGAUAAACUACACCAAAAUAAGAACAGUAAUGCCAGUUCUGAUAAAAUACCAGCAAAUUUCAGAAGAGUAAAAUAUUCUAAAGAGAAAACUAAAAGCAAGCCUAAAGUAAGUUCAAAUUCAUAUGCAGAAGAAAGGCACCCUAAGACUGACAGUAGUACAGAUUCAAAAACUAAUGACUCAGGAACUCAAAUAUUCCAAAAUCAGACAGAACAGCUACCUACAUGGAAUUCCUUAGGGAUACUGAGUUUAAAAAAUACUAGCAAAUAUUAUCGAGCACAGGAUUGCCCAAGUAAAGCUAAAGAUACUAGGAGGACAUACCUGGUUAACCUAGUGAGUCCAAAGAAACAAGAACAGGAGACAAAUCAAGAAACUUUCCCAGAAAGGUUUGAAGAUACGGAAAACAAAAUGCAAAAAGCAGACUCUGACUCAUCUAAUAAUAAGAUGUCACCUGAAGUUUGUUGUGAUGAAAGUUUUCCAUUCCAGGAAAACACCUCUAAUGCAUUGUCUUUACAGCAGGACUUUUUAUGUACAGAUGAGAAACAUAGCCCAGAAAUGAAUAGGAAAGCCUUUCAGAACCCUUCCAAAAAGAACAAAACAAAAUAUUGUAGAGAGGAAAAUGGACAGUAUAGAGAAUAUGGUUCAAAAAAGUCUCAAACAGAGAUAUGCAGACAUGACCGGAAGAGAAAAGAGGAUCAGAAGAAUAUUAUAAAGAAUAAAUACAACCAAAAAAGUAGUUACAGACGAAGUGGAGAAACUGAAAGUGGCAGUGUUCAUAAAAUUAUUCAGAAAAUAGACCGAAGGAAUAAUAAUGUUUCACCAGGCAGAUUAAAACGUACAUUAGCAAAAGCUAGCCGGAGAGCAUGUAUAAUACCAACAGAAAACCUUAAGCAAUUCACGCUUUGUAGAAAUGAAGGGUUAAAAAAUAAGAAUACAUUGUACACAGAGAUUGUCCAUGGAAAUAAAAUAGCUAAAACACAGCAAAUACAAGGAGCUUUAGAUUCUCAGAAUGGUGUAGCUAUGAAUACACUGCAAGCUAGUUCCUACGCAAAACAAGUGGCUGAUGUCAGUACUGUCAUGUUAAAGAAAGAGAGAGAUUCUUCAUCAAUGGCACAUAGAAAGCCUUACCUUAUUAAUUCUCCUGAUGGUCAGGUAAAGAACAAAGGGAGCUUUAUUUCUGAUUUUACUGAGAUCAGACCAGAAAAAAAGGAUUUCAGGAAUGUUGACCAAGGGGAGCAGAAUAUUUUGGACAACCAGAAAGCCCUGCCUGAGAUAAGUUCCUUUAUGAGCAAGUUAAAGCCUACAGUUCAAAAAUCAGAAUUUUUAAAAUUCUUACCUGUAGACUGCUCUGAGAAUAUGCCAUUAAGUUCAGGUAGCUUUUUCCAGGAAGGUCUUCCCCAUGUGGAGUUCCCAGCUGUUGAUUACCACAAUGUUUCAGUGAAUUUCUCUAUCCUGAAAAACUCUGAAAUCUGUGGAAAAAACGAUCACGCAAAAACACUGGAUGCUGAAAUAGCAGAGGAAAAACUGGAUCAUACUUUUACAGAAACUUAUAAAAAGUCUCUGACACCUUGUCAUGACUGGCUAAAACGGGAGUGGAAAGAGGUAAGACAGAAAAUCACUAACAUUAUUUAUAUCCUCUAUCAUAUUAUCAGUCAUGAUGUAUUUUCAAGUUGUGGUGAUCAAUAUUCCUAAUAUUUUGUGAUAUAUUACAGGAUGAUGUUUAGCCAGGCAGAUGCAAUUAGUCUACAUUCUUGAGAAGCCAUUAAAGUUGGAGCCUGUACUAAUUUUGCAAAAGAGUGUGGUAGGAUUCAGAAAGUUGGGGAUAAAAAGAUACAGUAACUUGGGCUUUUAUAUACAGGGGAAAUCAGUGAAGUACAUUGUUCCCUUCAUAAAUGGAGAACAGAAGCAAAAGUUGUUUUCAUUAACUAGGUUUACAGAUUUAAUCUGUAGUUCUUCAGGAACACUGUAAUUCAAUGGGAAUUCUCAGGCCUUUACAGAAGAUAUUUUUAGCAGGUCUUCUGUAGCAUCUACUUAGGAGUAUGCUCUCAUAUGACAACCUUUUUUUAAAAUAAGGUAUAUUAAGAAAAAAACUUUACAAUAGUCUAGAAGAUAAACUUUGGAUUAUUUUAUCAUACAGUGAAAUUACUGUAAAGGUGGUAAAGGAAUAUAUGAAUAACACAUCUAUGCUAGAGUCAGUUUCCUAGCUCAGAUUGAUAGCUUUAAUCCUGAACUCUUAGUCUAAUGCUGCUUUUGCUUCACUUGAAUGCCGUGACACUAUAGCCAAACAAUCUCCUAUUUUUUAGGACCACAGGAUAGGAAUACUGUCAGAAUUAGAGCACUGUGCAAGAUACUGCUCUUGGUAAUUAGUGGUUGCUUCUUCCCAUUGUAGAUUUCUUUUGAAGGUGGAGACAGGAUCCUAUAAUUUUAUUAGCUUCCAUGAGAAAUUAAUAAAACCUUGUGAUCAGCAGUAUCAAAGAUUAUUGACAUAAAAAGAAGCAAGCUAAUCAUCUGAUCUUCAUUCAUUUAAGCAUAGUUCAAAAACCAGUUCAUUUUUCAUCCUACAUUCAAAUUUGUGUCUUGAAUUAAAAGGAAACAAGGAAAGGCAGUGCUUUCCGAUGAAUCCAGCUCUUCUGCAUCACUACCUUGAGCUGUGCUUAAAAAGUACAGCUUGAGAAUCUCCUGGCAUGGAAGUUUCUAUCUAAUUAGGUCUAUGUGAAUGUAAAUGUUCAUGCUUAAAGGCAUCCAGCUUUCUUAAAUAAUUCAGACUCAUAGGUGUCUCAAAACACUUACUGCUCAGAAGGAAGCUAAACUGAUCUCUGACCUCAAGUUUUAGGAAGUUAGGGUCAGAAUCACAUUUUACUUCCCCUUUAAACCUCAUCCAAGUCAAGACUGAUUUGUGAGACAGAGUUGGGAGGUGUUUCAUGAUCAAAGAGCCCUGUCUCAUUUAAACGAAACAGACACUGCUCUUCCUUGAGGAAAAAAUGAACUCUGUCAAAAAAUAAUGUUUUUUUUCCUUUUGCCCUCAUAAGUCAUGAGGGACUUACUGCAAGCAGCCCAAAGUCACUUUAAUACACCUAUUAUACUUACAACUAAAGUUAACAAAAAUCCAAUGAAGAACCUCUGAAAUGUGGUAAGCAGAGACAUAGAACAGUAAAUCAGAGGAAUAUUUAUAAAAUGAACAGUCUUCUCUACUGAGAUAUUUUACUUGAUUUCAGCACAGAAUUCUGUUAGAGUGAUAGUAAUUUAGUACUAUCAGUUUGAUCAUUAGUUAAGAGUGUGCAAGACAUUGUGAUGUUAUUGCAAAGAAAGAAAAUCUUCGCUUCUUUAACAUAUAAACAUUCAGUGUUAUAAUGUAUUCGUUUCAGGAUAGGCCUAUCAGAAAAUUUGUCAUUUAUCCAAUAUUAGUCUCCCCUAUGAGAUAAAUAGCAUGCGUCUUUUGUCAUAUAGAAUCUAAGGUGAGUAAAGACUCGAAACUCAGGAAAUGAAGAUAAGAGAGUUUUAAUUUUAAUUCAAUUGCAAAACUACAUCCGAAGUGUUCUUAACUGGAUGCAGGAAAUACAGAACCUGAUCUGUAUCAGUGAGGAAUAUACAUUCUUGGAAGAACCUUUAUGGGAUCCAGAUUAAGGGUAUAUUUAUUUCGUCUUGGAUUACGCUCUGCAUUAAAUCUCAGUGCUUCUCAGAAAGACUAUAAUCUGUGAAUGGUUUAGAAUUUUUGAAAUGUGGGUUAAAGUAAUAACCUCAGUAUCUAUCACAAAUUACUGAAAGUAUUUGUCUCCAAAUUAAGUAUUGAUAUUUAGUCUAGCAUUCUGAAUUGGUCUUAAAAACUCCAAAGUUUACAGAAAGUUAACACAAAUAGUGCUGCUUUUGUCAAGGCUGGCUAAUUUUUAGGUAUGAUAUUUCUCUUUGACAUGUUCUGUGAUUCAAAAUAUGAGGCACUGUAAAUAGCUCCAUAGUACACAGAUUUAAAAAUAUAGGGGCUCACUUAAUCACCUCGCUAGGUUCAUUUCUCGCAGAAAUGGCAUAAAGUUGGAAAAUCCAAGUCGUAGGCAGGGAAAAUCCAGUCCUAGGGAACUGCCUCAUACAGAUUAAAUCCUCAAAUGACAGAUGUAUGCCAUCCCCCUGCAUUUAGGGCCAUGACCUGUUUGCAGUUUUACUUUUUCUGACUGUAACACCAACUUUUGGGAGCCUUAAAUAGCUAGCUUCAGCUUACUUUGAGGAUUUCUUAGACUGUCCCAAGAGUCAUAGCAGUCCUCAAACCGCUCAAACUAGGAUAGGUGAAAGCUGCUGUAACAGCAUUUGGCUUUGCUCACCUGUUCCAUCAUUUGCUGAACAUCUUUAGAUGAGGAGCAGUAACCAAUUAUUUGAAUUAACAAAUAUUAAUUUAAAAAAAUUAUGAAUUGAAAAUUUACUUAAUGAUUCAGGAAAUAUUUAGAAUGAAGUAUAUAAACUACUGUAUUUACAGGGAGAAAGGCAUUGCAAGAUGUGACAAAUACCAGUAUAUAUUCUCUCACUUCCUUACCUAAAUCCCCCAAAA